GCCGGUUCGUGGCCGGCCCGUGGACAUUCUAUGACAGUGAUGAUUAAUUAAAGACGCCAGUUCAGCUGCACGAACUUUGAAAAUUCUCACCAUCUUCAGUUUCAAGAAGCUGUUUUUUAACAAAUAAUUUCUGUUUUUGGCCGCCACUGUUUUCCUCACUUGUUUUCUGCUGCUGCUGGGCUCAAUAUUAAAUUGUGAAAUUAUUAUUUUCUUUUUCAAUUUUGCUGGUGGGAGAGGAAUUUUCAGUAAUUUUUUCAUUUUUAUGUUAGAUUCAUUUAUGUUGAUAUUGGAUUUCUAACGUGUAGCCUUUUGUUACAUGUUUAUUAGCCGUCAAAGUUUAUCUCUAAAUACAUAAUUGUGAACCGAAGUCGUGGUGUAGUUAUUCAGUGACAUGGAGGACAACACAAUGAAAUGGGCGGCGGAGGUAGAGGCUGAGGCUGAGGCUGAGGCAGAGGCAGUGGCGGCUUUUGUUGAGAAAGAAGUUGGUGACUGGGACGACGAGGCCACGAGUCGAGCAAGAUUUAAGGCCCUAAGCGGACAGAGGUCUGAUUGGGAGCCGCUCUAUCUUUUCUGGAGGAAUUUGAUUAUCAAGGUCGCUCGCCACCUCCGCAUCUUCAUCAUCCGCCCUACCCACGUCAAAAGCCUCUGGUUCCGGCGAGCUGGCUUGUCCCCGUUGUGCCUCGAUCGCGUCCUUGUCGAGAUGCAUCGCGCCGGUGACUUAUUGCUGCCCCACACUCAUGCUAAUUCAUCUUCACUUUCCCGAUUCUCCAUCAUUUUCGACAGAGCCCUAGGUUUUCUGGGGGUGAAAAACAAGGAUAGUCUUUCUCUUGCCGGAGAUUACUAUAUCCUUUCACCGCUGUUGCAGGAGAGAUCCCUUGAAGUGGUUCAUGUAUUGUCCGAAAAUCAUUGGACGUCUUGUUGUGUCAUUACCAUGAGGAAAUUUCAGGAUAUCUGUGAGGGAUCGGAGGAGAAAGCACUUGCAAUCUUGGACUACUUGUCGGCGCAAGGUAGAGCGAAACUUCUCACCAUCAACAGAGCAGAUCCAAUUCAGGGAGUGAAAGUGUGUCUUGCUCCUGGAGCUGAUUCUACUCCCUUAAGUGUGGAUUACUCUAUUUUGCACUUAGUUUGGACUACAGAAAAACUUGAGCAGCAGCUUGAUUCCAUCGACCACCGCUAUCAAAAAAGCAGGACUUUGGCUUUAGCCUCUAUUAAAGAUGGAAACAAGAAACGUGCCUUGAGAUAUGCAGCAGAACUGAAGCUUGCUUCUCAGAGCAGAGAAAGAUGUUUGUCUUUUCUGCAGAGGGUGGAAAAUGUUCUCGAGGUCAUUACAGAUGCCGAGUCCUCUAAAAAGGUUUCAGAUGCCAUUCAAAGCAGUACACAGGCUUUGAAGGAAAACCAAAUCAAUCUUGAGGAAGUUGAGAGGUGUCUGAAGGAAGUUGAUGAGAACAUUGAUUCACUCAAACAACUUGAUAAAGCUUUAGAAUUAUAUGUGGCUGUCUAUCUAAAAUCUUUACACUUAAUAUAUGUAGAAUCGGCAAAUGCAUAUGGAGAGAUAGAUGAUAAUGAUGUCGAAGAUGAAUUUGAAAAGCUGCAGCUGGGCAUUUCGAGCGAAGAGGUCAAAGCACCAAUUGGAGCAAAAGAAGAGGUUUCACAAACAACUUAUGUUCUGAGCAGUGCCCUAUCUACACUUCGUCUUACAAGUGAAGCAGAAUGCGAUGUAAUACCUGUAAGCAACAAAAGUAUGCCUAAGGAGACCGUUCUUGAAACUGCUCGACUUUGUAGUUGUGACUAA
Messenger RNA from Striga asiatica, 1792 nucleotides. The record is from the annotation of a GenBank genome assembly. NCBI's taxonomy places the organism in Eukaryota, Viridiplantae, Streptophyta, Magnoliopsida, Lamiales, Orobanchaceae.